AUGUUUCCCAGGAUGGCUGUGAGCAGAGGCAUUGCUGCUCAUCACAUCAGUAAGAAUGUCACGUUAUACACAAAUGAACUGGUUUCUUCAGCCUCAAGACCCCAAACACCAACCUUUGGAGACCAAAAACCGCUCACGCUGAUGUUGCCUUGGUUGGGCUCACGUCCCAAAAGCUUCACCAAAUAUUGUGAAAUCUACUUCCACACCGGCUUUGAUGUGCUUGUUGUGGAGAGCGAGGUCAAUCAGUUUCUGUGGCCUCGAUGGGGUCUGGAACAUGGAAAGAAGUUGCUGGAGCUGCUUGAGAGUGAACGCUUUGUGUCCCGGCCACUGCUCAUCCAUGCUUUUUCUAUAGGAGGCUACACAUUUGCUCAGCUGCUGAUGCAUGUGUCCCAGGACACACAGAAAUAUCAGCCGCUCACAGGGAGGAUUAUGGGUCAAGUCUAUGAUAGCUUGGUUGUGGGCUCCGUGGAAAAUAUGGCCAUAGGUCUAAGUAAGACUCUCUUUCCUCGUUGGGAAACACUGGUCAAACAAACAAGUCUUCUGUACUUCGGCUUGUUUAAGGAACAAACAGUGGAUUACUUCAACAGAGCCAUCCAAGUGUUUUGGGAUACUCCCGUUACUGCUCCUGCACUGUUCUUCUACUGCGCCAACGACGCAUUAAGUGAUAGCCAAACCUUGGAGGAGUUGAUGGAUUACUGGCGAAAGAAGGGGUUGAACGUUACGUCGAAGAAGUGGCAGAUUUCAACACAUGCAGGUCACUUAAGGAAGUAUCCACAAGAAUAUCUGAGCACCCUGGAACGUUUCCUCCACACAGUCCACAUGACUCCGCUGAAGGCUAAAAUAUGACAUGGUUACAUGACAGCCUAAACAUUUGCUAACUUACUUGUUAAACCUGUAGUGAUAAUUGGUGUAAUACAGACCCUGCAGAGCUAAUACAACAAUAAUAGGACAAAAGAAUAAUAGGAUUUAUAUAUCAUAGAUAUAUAAAACAAUGAGCGAAAAACUGAAUAGGUAUGUAUACGUAUUAUGGAGAAAAUAUAUUAUAACUACAAAUGCAGGGGGUUGUACUCAGGGCACACAGAGGGAUGCAGCUUUCUGUCUGGCAGCAGCAGGUAUUUGAAGGUAAUGCACAAAUAUCAGAGUAUGAAGCAUGGUUGUGACUCUUUUAUUGAUCUUAUUAACAGGGAAAAAGUAUUUUAGUAUUACACUACUCAUGAAUGAACACAUUAUACCAUUUAAAUUACUACAUGAAUGUCUUUUAAAAUUGUAUAAAAGUCCUAAAGGGUGAAAUUAUUAGAAGGUUUUAAGUUUACAUUUUUUUUCUUAGCAGCUUGCAGCACUAUGUACUGUUUGAGGGUUUGUUAAUGCCUAUAAAUAAGCUUGUCACUCUACAACUUUAUUGUAGACAAUAUCCAAGCCUUGAUUUGAAUGUUUGUCUCGUAUCUUAUUUGCACAAAUGACUUCAUUCGAUUUUUUUUGAGUGGUUACCAUAGCAAUAACAUCAAUGCAAGGAUGUUUUUUUUUAAUAAUGCCUGUCUUUGUUAUUGCACAUCUGAUAAUCUCCAAGAUGCCAUGUGUUUCUACCUGUACUGUACUGCAUUGU
This is a messenger RNA of Betta splendens (Siamese fighting fish), 1603 nucleotides long. RefSeq lists its product as uncharacterized. Gene Ontology annotation, molecular function: serine hydrolase activity. Bases 1 to 846 code for a protein of 281 amino acids. Lineage: Eukaryota; Metazoa; Chordata; Actinopteri; Anabantiformes; Osphronemidae. The record is from RefSeq and is a predicted model, not a curated record. The transcript is spliced from 3 exons.